This is a messenger RNA of Lepisosteus oculatus (spotted gar), 4404 nucleotides long. It is a transcript of the gene themis2, whose product is annotated as thymocyte selection associated family member 2. The record is from RefSeq and is a predicted model, not a curated record. Gene Ontology annotation, biological process: T cell receptor signaling pathway. Lineage: Eukaryota; Metazoa; Chordata; Actinopteri; Semionotiformes; Lepisosteidae. Gene Ontology annotation, cellular component: nucleus; cytoplasm.
GGAAUAAACCUAUUACCUGUUCCUUUACUGUCCCAAAAUGUUGGGGUUUGUCAAAGUGCCAUGAAUUUCCUAGCCACUUCAAAGGUAUCUUUCAUAAUCUUCCCUUUACAGGCGUUACAGGAAGAUGAUGUAUUUUUUUUCCUGGAAGACUCAUUUCUAAAGCGUUGCUCCCACAGCUCACUCAGCUGUAGUGGGAAACGCCACGUCACCUCACUCCAUGAAGUUCUGAUAUUCAGAAUAGUGCAAAACACAACACACCUCCUAGCACAGUGAAUAGCACACUGACUGGCACACACACCAACACCAGCUGGACAGAGGAGCCAGGCACCAGCUAGGUCACAGACUGUGUGUGGAUGGGAUGGUGUGGGGGGAGUCCAGGUGCUAUCUGAGAACAUUUUUCUUCUCUGCUGCUCUCCACUGCCAGCUCUACACUCUAGAGACCUCUGAUAAGCAAAUGAACUCCACCACCCUCAGUGCUCUGGAAAUACAGAAGUUGAUACUGCAGAAUAAGCACUGUAAUUCAUGGCAAGAAAACUAAGCUUAUAUCAAACCCUACCAGGUUUCUCACCGUCAGUGAACUUUCUACAGUUGUUUCAUUUUUUACUUCAUACUCACUAUUAUCUCCUUUUACAGACCAUAUGUUAUUACAGUCUGUCCCCUAGAGCUUUUCUUAAAUGUAACAAAUGUGAAGACUCAUAAAAGACUUUGGUAGGGGGGGGUGCCAAAUUCGAAAAGUGGACCUCUCUGUUUUCGUUUUGCUUCCUUAUUCAGUCUAAUCAUCUGCUCAAGUACAUUUAUAUAUUUCUGCCCUCUUUCAGGUCUCGUGAUGGAAAGUUUAAAAAGAUUUUUAUAAUUCAGCUUACAGAACAUAUAACUCAGCAGCUCAAAAAUCUAAAGGAUAUAUUUGUCCCCCUUCUGUUGGGUAAAGCCAUUACGCCAAUUAAAUACGAAUGGAAAAUAUGUCGGCUUUUAUGCACUAAAAAUGUUCAGUCUUGAACUUCUGAGUCCUAAUGCCCACGUACAAUGACGGAGACACUAUUCAGUAAGAAGGUGCCGUCCUUCGGAUGAGAUGUAAGACGGGGGUCCUGACUCUCUGUGGUCAUUAAAAUCUCAGGGCGUUUCUUGAAAAGAGUAUUUUAGUAAUUAAGUAUUAAUUAAGAGUGCGAUGUCGUUUGACAAGUGUCUACAUGCCCUUAAAGUGUUUUGCAUCAAAGAACCGAUAGUGAAUCCUAUAUUUGUUUUUAAACAAAAAGGCUGUCCAACUACGUGCAUUAAUGUGCAUUGAUGGAGGAAAACCGUAUAAUUAUAAAGAGGAAACAUUUGAGGGUAAUUAAUUCUCCUAAACUUUAAGGACGACGACCUUAAAAGUCAGUCUCCCAUUUGUCUGGAUUUUGUACCGUAUGAAGUCCUCGAUCAGGUUCACAGACAGGUGUAGCCACCGAGCGAGUUCGCCUUGCCUUGUGGGAUGAGCUGUUAAACCGCAGUCCUCUCCCACUUGUGCAGACGCGAUGGGCUCUUCGGCGCUUCCUGCUCUUCUCGGUGCGUGGUAAAGCGGGGACACACGAGAUACAGCGGCGCUUCGCCCUUUCCAGGGGUAGCAAACCAUCGGUUCUGACAAUCCGGUUCGUCCAGGGCAGGCGGCGAUGGCUGGCUCCAGCGGUGAGGUUCUGUCCCUGCAGGAAUACAUCGCUUCCGUGGACGCGUCCACGCUGCCGCGCGUCCUGCAGGUCUGCUCCGGGGUUUAUUUUCAAGGGUCGGUGUACGAGCUGUCUGGGAGUGAGGUGUGCCUGUCCACGGGAGACCUGGUGAAGGUGAUCCACACUGAGCUCCUGUCAGUCAGCUGCCAGGACGUCAAGACGCAGGAAACAUUCGAACUGCCCGCCAGCCACUCAGGCCUUUUCAAACUUGUUCAAGAGCAAGUGAGCUACUCCUCAAUCGAGGAGAUUGUGGGAUUGAUGCCGAUCGGGGGAGAGAACAUCAGCCCUUUCACCUUCGCCACCUGCCAUGCGCUGGCCCUGGGGAAGUACACGCUCCACUCUGGGGAGAUGCUCACCUUCCUGUCCGAGGAGACCUGCAAGGGCCAGCCUCAUGCUCGCUGUCUGCUGCAAAACCAGGCGGGGUCGCCAGAGGUCUUGAUCCCAUUUUCCUGCCGCGGGGAGUUCUACCAGUACGUCAACAAUAACCAGUACAGCAUUUCGCAGAUACUGGCUUCCCCCCAGCUGCGCUGCCGUCGGUUCCUCCCCGUCAAGGCCAUGAACUGGAAUGGCUCGUCUGGAGGGCCCUUGAUUUUUACUCCUGUCCACCAGGUCCAGGCCAUCAUGCACUUGAGGAAAAACGUGGUGAAGUUCCCCUCCAACCUGGAAGUGGAUGUGACUGAUGUGACGGAGCAGUCCAAGGAUGUCACCUUCAUCUUGCCCCUGUCCCUGAAGGAGGUAUCAUCCCAGCCUGACCACGCAUUCCCAACUGUUGCCGAGAUCCUUGAAGAGCCCGAGAACCAGACGUUCUUCAAGUGCCACUGGAUGUCUGCACUACGAAAAGGCCAACAGCUCAUCGUGCACGGGCACCAGAAGUCCCAUAUGGUCCUGGCCUCCAGCCUCACAGGCAAAAAGGCCAAGCAGCACUUUUUCAUCUCUCAGAGCUAUGCCGGACGCCUACGCAGACGGCCCAGAGAGUUUGCCACCGUCUAUGACCUUUUUGUCGCCUCCAGCAAGCUUCCAGGUUUGCGCGUCAACGUGUCCAAGCAUUGCGAGUCCCCAGAAGAGGACCUGCCUUCCCUGAGUGUCGGGGAACAGUUGGAGGUGCUGUUCACCAAACAGAUGGAGCUGAACUGUGAUGGAGAGCAGCAAAUCAUUGACGUCCUGGUUUGCAACAGAUUUCUAGAUGAAGACGACGAGGAUGAGGAGGAGCAGGUCCAGGAACAGUAUGAGCAGAUCUGUCUGCCCAUGUAUCUGGAGGGCAACUUUGUGGAGAAGCUGAAGGACAACAAGAAGUACAGCCUAGUAGACAUCUAUAAGUCCUUCUGUCUGCCCCUGGAUGUCAAGGUGGCAGUGCGGGACCCUGGGCUAGAGAACGACCCGCUGGGCGGAUUCUCAGCCCUAAAGCUGGAGCAGACAACAGUUGAGCCCACAGUGCUGGCCAGCCUCCCUGACAGGCCAGAUGUUUGCUUCGAACUGCCCAGCCAAUGGCUCAACAUGUCCCUGUAUUUCACUGACAACCCCCUCCCCUGGCCGAAGGACCAGCCCCCUAAGCUGCGCAGGGAGACGGUGUUCGAGGUGACGGACAAUUUCUACUACGAGUUCCACAAGCUCAUCUCCAGUGAUAUGCCCCCGCCCCCUCGGCCUCCCAAGAGAAAGAAAUCAUCCAAACAUUCCCCGGCCUCUCCAUUCCCUCCUUCCUCAGUACAGCCAAAGGGCAAAGCUUUACCCACGCUGCCCUUAGAGGACUCUCUACCUCCACGGAUGGACAAGCUGACCAUCAGCCCUGAAACACAGAGCGACACUUCUCUGCAGAUCUUAGAUCACACUCCCCCUCUGUUGCCCAGAAAACCCAAACAAAGGAACACGAAGACACAGCCCAAUGAGUACGUCAUGAGACCUCACAAGGACAAAAAAAAGAAAGUGCCUGCAAGCCCUUCUGACAGCGACCAUGACUAUGAGACUGUGGACGACUCUAUGAAGGCGGCGCAGGAGAGCAUCCUGUUCUACUGACUGAUCCCCCGAGACACGCACCUCUGUGUCCAAAAGACCUGCAGCUACUUUCACACCAAAGGUGCAGCCCACAGGAACUCCUUUUAUACAUUUUAAAACCAAGUUGCACAUUAGCUAGAUUAGGACACCAAGCAGAGGGCUCACAUACACAGAGGAGCUUAAGACGUUGUUACAUGUCAGUACAGAACAUCAGUGCCUUCACUGCCCGUUUCCCUCAUCCCCAAACCCAAAAGAACUCAUAGUGGGAUCUUUGUGUCUGCCGAGAUAAGUGGAAGUUCCAAAAAAAGCUUUUUUUUAAAGGCAUCGGUUUUUGGAUUUUGUUAAUGUAACGCUGAUGUACUAUAUUUAAGUUCCUGUCUGUCUGCAUUUUUAACAAAUCCAGGUCUUGAAUGUUUUGAUGCAGUUAUUUUGGAGAAACACACUUUAAAACAUCCAUAGCAUUUUUGUCGUUGCUUCAGCCACCUUUUCUCUGGAGACACAUGGUACUGUAGUUCUUCUGUAAUAAAACACCAUAAUUUAGAAAAAAACUAUCAUGGAAGACCGGGGCAAAGGGUUCAUCGAUGCAUUUGUGGCAAAGGUUUUAUUUCUGCUGUUUCUGUGAAAAGAUUUCUGUUAUAUUAAAAAGUCAGAAUCCUAAGCAUAAUGUGGAUUUCUAGGAUUGAUGUAAUUUAAUAAAGCUUUUAGUGAAGUUUCUAAA